Ixodes scapularis (black-legged tick) is the source of this 3688-nucleotide messenger RNA. RefSeq lists its product as uncharacterized. The record is from RefSeq and is a predicted model, not a curated record. The coding region runs from base 266 to 2017 and encodes 583 amino acids. The transcript has 8 exons. Lineage: Eukaryota; Metazoa; Arthropoda; Arachnida; Ixodida; Ixodidae.
GAAUGUGCAUAUUCGAUUUUGCCAGGGAGCGCCACUGUCGCGCCGCCAUCUUCGAGGUCGCGUUUUGCGAGUUUUUGUUUCUGCGGCUGUGGUACGGUAGUUUGGGCGCGCGGCUUGGUUGGCUUUCCUCGGCGGUAAUUUCAUAUUGUUGAAGGCAUUUCUUUGACGGCAGUUCAUUAGACAGAGAAGAAGAAAAAAAAGAAGCACUGGUGGCUGCCCGUUUAUUUUUUUGCGACCUCUAAGCACCGUAGUACCCGGUGGAACAAUGGUGAACUGUGUCGUGGUAGGGUGCUCUAACCGCACGCGGAAAAAGCCUGCCGACGAAAAAUGUUCGAAAGUGAGCUUUUUCCUAAUUCCUAAAGUGGUGACAAACCAGUGUGAGAAGAUGGUAGCCUUUACAUCCAAGAGAAGGGCCGAGUGGUUCCGGCGAAUCCGGCGAGCGGACAUCAACGAGUCUGCUACUCACUACAGGGUCUGCGGGGAUCACUUCAUUUCAGGGCGCCCUGCUUAUGUCAUGAGUGACACCGACCCCGACUGGGCCCCGAGUCUCAAACUUGGGUACGGCAAGCCAGCUGAUGAAGCAGCUCUGACUGCUAGGCACAGCAGAGUGCAAUCCAGAGCCAAGAAUGGGAGAGCACCAACUGAAGGAUGUGAAGCAGAUGCUCAGGACAAGCCAGCACUUCCAGAUGAAGACCACAUUACCAGAGGGGAUUGCAGCAUGGAUUUCACGGACAGUCAAGUUUCCAGUGGUGCGUGUCCCGUGGAAGCUGGAAGCAUAGAGGGGACCUCUCAGUGUUCUGCCACAGCUACUGAUUUCACGGACAGUCAAGUUUCCAGUGGUGCGUGUCCCGUGGAAGCUGGAAGCAUGGUGGGGACCUCUCAGUGUUCUGCCACGGCUACUGGUUUCUUGGACAGUCAAGUUUCCAGUGGUGCGUGUCCCAUGGAAGCUAGAAGCAUGGAGGGGACCUCUCAGUGGUCUGCCACAGCUGCUGACGUGCAGGAUUUUGGCCAGACUACAGACCUGACCAUGGCUUCCAUAGAGCUCUUGGAAGCAGAGUCUCGACACCUCAUGUCAGACCUAGGUGCUACAAGGGAGCAGCUGAGUGUGCAUCGUCUGGAUGAGACUUCUUUCCAAAAGGACAAAGGCAUGGUGCCAUUUUACACUGGGCUGCCAAGCUUCGCACUCCUGCUUGGGCUCUUCCAGUUGCUGCAAGGCAGCGUGCGACACAGUGAACGGAAUUCUCUGAGCAAAUUUCAAGAGAUGAUCGUGUUCUUGGUUCGCCUGCGCCUGAACCUCCCGCUGCAGGAUUUAGCGUACAGGUUUCAAGUGUCACAGUCCACAAUCACGCGGAUUGUAGACAAGUGGUUGGAUGCGGCCUACCUCAAGCUACCAAAGGCUGUCAAGUGGCCCGGGCGAGAUGUCCUGAGAAAGAGUAUGCCUAUGGCGUUCCGGCGAACGUUUGGGACUCGGGUGGCCGUGAUCCUUGACUGUUUUGAGGUGUUUAUACAUCGCCCAUCGUCUCUUCAUGCAAGAGCACUCACAUGGUCGAGCUAUAAACACCACAACACAGUCAAGUAUCUCAUUGGGAUUGCACCACAAGGGAAAAUUACUUUCAUUUCAAAGGGUUGGGGGGGAAGGACGAGCGACAAGCACCUCACAGAGCAGUGUGGGGUGCUUGACAACCUUUUGCCAGGAGAUUCUGUCCUGGCCGACAGAGGAUUCACUAUAUCCGAUGCAGUGAGUGUGCACUGUGCACGACUUGAGAUUCCCGCAUUUACAAGGGGCAAAGCGCAGCUGGCACCUUGUGCAAUAGAGGCCACGCGAAACCUUGCGAAUGUACGUAUACAUGUCGAGCGCGUGAUUGGUUUGGUGCGGCGCAAGUAUAGGAUCUUGAAAAGCACCAUACCAGUUGAACUGCUUGUUGUGCGCAGUGGCAAUGCCACUGGUCUAGAUAAGAUUGUGGCAGUAUGUGCUGCAUUAACAAACAUGUCCCCUUCCGUUGUGCCAUUUGGCUAGAUGUUUUCAGUUGCUGUAAAACCCUUAAAGGGGCUAUGACACGAAAAUUAAACUGAUAGAUUAUUAUUGAAAUGGAAUGCUCAUAGGCUACUUAGUAUAUACACCAAGUUAUGCGAUUUUUAAAGCUCUGGUAAUUGUAAUACUUAAUUUACGAAUUUUAUAAUUUGCAUCUGGCGACCAGGCAACACUGUCCAAGUUAGUCACACCAUGGUGUCCAUAAACCAUGUUGUCAUGAACGCUGUCUCAUUCUAGGCGCCCCCAUGAUCCUCCAGGCUCUCUUCGCCGUGGUACGAUCAAAACUGCUCAUGCAACUUGGCAACCCGAACACUAUUCUUGCUCUCGCCCCCGGUCUGUUGACCUUCCACCCUGCAUGCGCCUGUGAAAUAUUCCUAGACGACCGUGACCACAGCGAAUUUGUCCGUAACUCGCCGUCGCUGGAGCUGGUCGCCAGCGGGUCGCAGUCAAAAAGAACAGCUUCCAACAUCUCUUGAUAGCAAUCACUCUCAUCGCUGCUGCGAUCAAUGUCGUACACUUUGACAAGGCGAGCGGUGCCAUAGACGUGAUCGUCAUGGACCGUAUGCUUGAAACGCGGAAGGUAAACGAGGAAGCUGAAGUUCGAGACGCCAAGAGAGCCAAGUUUGUGAGUGCGUGCAAGGGGACACCGCGCGGGAGGCUGGCUAUGUCACCAGCCUUGCACUCUGCCCAAAUCCUCCCCUCCGAGGGAGCCGCAUAUAAAUCGAUUUAUCCACAAAACUAUCGCGCCAUUUUUAAAACCAAUUUAGCAGGAUUAUAGGAACAUACAGUGGGUCCUAGCAGUAUUGUCAUCUCAUAUUUUAUUUUUGGCGUGUCAGAACCCCUUUGUUCGCAAGCCCUUUUUUUCCACAAAAUAAAAAUUCGCGACAUUUAAGGGUACGUGAAAAUUUCGAUUCCUAAAAGCUUCAAUGCUGGCAUCUGGAAUUCACGAAAUUUAGUGGCCGCAAUUAUGUCCCCUGAGACCGAUUUGCGAAAAAUAGGGGCCACGGACAUAAAGGGUUUUACAGUAUUCAGCUUUAGUUCGACUUAUGUCUACCUCUGGUGCAGUAAGAAUUCACGUACCCAUGUGCAUCAGAAGGAAACAAACCAUUUUAUUGUGCUACUUGCCGCAAGCUAUAGAUAUAGGAAAGGAGGGUUUCUGAAAAAGUGGUGAGCAUGAGCUGUACGUCGGCCUUUAGCACGAUAGGGUUGUAAAAUGCAGCGGCAACAUUUAGACACAUAGCUGUAACAUUUCUUUGUUCUCAUAACUUGUAUACCCCCUUCCGUGUUUUAGUUUUGUAAAGAAGAAAGGUUUAGGAAAAAUGUCUCAUCCACAGAACAAAAUGUAAUGAUCAAUGUACUCAUCUUCCUUGUUUUCUUAAUGUAUACAGUCCUAGCACUACAAGUUUUACCAAUGUUGUUUUGGUAUUUGUGGUAUGCAUAAGAAAAAACAGGUUGAUAACUCCCUUUUGCUUUCUCCUACGUUGGUUAUGCUGUUUAUAGUCCGUCUUGGAAUGUGUGUCAUUUUCUGCUGUCUUUUAAACAGGAAAACUAUGAGUGGAUGCAUAUACUGCAUUUCUAUUAGGUCUUCCAGCAUGUUAUAAUAAGUGCUUUCAUGCAACUACCAAAUAAAGAUAAGAAUGAAACCAAAUUUAUAAC